AUGGGUCUCCUCGAAUCACUCGACUCGUCCAUCGCGGAUCUGUUCGGCCAGUGGAACGGCUACUCGACCGCCUUGGCCACCGCGCUCGUCGUGCUCGUCACCUAUCGUAUCAUGUCUGCCGCGGAGCCCGACGCCCACCCUCUGCUCCUCGCCAGGCAGUCCGUGCCGUCGGCGGUGCGCAACGAGGGCGAGAGUGCCGUGUACCGCUCGCAGUCCGCGCCGCACGGCAUGGCCCUCAAUUCGGGGCUCAAUGUCAAGGAUCCUGGCGCGCCCAAGUUUUCCCGUGGUCGGGACGGCGACUUGCGCCAUGUCUGGUUGCAGGCCGUGAGCGGGAGCGGUGAUGCCGCAGCCAGAGGACGACUGCUGACAGUGUUGGGAUCAGAGAAUGUAGUGGAACACAAGAUGGACGACAUCAAUCGACAGAUAAACAUCAUCGGGCGGUACAUUGCCGAACGGGGCUCCAUCAAAGUGGCCAUCUACCUCCCCAAUUCCCUGGAACACCUCGUCACCCUGCUUGCCUGCUCAUUUUAUCCGAACCUCACGGCAGUCCUCAUCCCCUUCGACGUCAGCGACUCGGAACUCAUCUCUAUGCUGCGGCGCUCCGCCGUCGACACUGUCGUCGCCGCCACGGGGUCGUUCCCCCUCGACGCCGUUGUCACUGCUUACCCAUCCCUCCGGCAACUCAUCUGGGUCGUCGACCAAGGCAGCCGUCACAUGGACUGGAACCAUGUUCCCGAGGGCAUGGGCUCAGCCGUCAACGUGACUACCUGGCAGGACCUCUUGAACGACAGCCCUGCCGCCGCCGGAACCGAGUUGCCUGCUCCCGACGACAAUGCCAAUGCCCCCGGUGACAUUGUCAGCUUCUGGCAAGACAAGCAGGGCGAGUUGGAAGAAAUGGUGCGCUUCACCCAGGCAAAUCUGGUUUCUGGCAUAGCUGGGCAAAUCGCGGCCAUCCCCACCAGAGAGCGCCUCACCCAGGCAGACUUGUUCCUCCCCGUCGAGUCGCUCUCCAACGUGCACACAAUGACGCUUACCCUCACGGCCUUGUACUGCAACGCCUCGGUGGCAUUCAACUCUGUUGCUGGCCCGUCGGCAGAUCUCACGCUUGCCACGCAGGGCGUGGCGCCUACCGUCAUUGUCGCCAGCCCGGCAACCCUGCUUCGAACGCAUCAAGAGUCCACCCGCCGCCUUGGUGGCGGACUCGCCAAGCUCUCGCACUCCCUGGCGACCAGCACCCUUGCGCAGCGUGGAGUACACGGCGGCGGAAACAUCCUCUCUGCCUUUGCGGCCGGCGCGCGCCCUCGCGUCGGCAAUGCGCCUGGAAAGCUGCGACUCGUGUACGUGGCGGAGCGCAUCGGCGGCGAUACACCGCUGCUUUCAUCCGGCGUGCUGUCUGAUUUGAGAGUCUACACGGGCGCCAGGGUAGUGUACGCCUUGACCGCGGCCAGAGUUGCAGGUGCCGUUGCGCAAACCGCACUCUACGACUACAGACUCACACCUGGCGUCAAGGCCCAUUUUGGUGUCCCGCCGUCCUCGGUCGAGAUUUACCUCAAGGACAUGGGCGAGCACAAGACCACGGACCAUGUCGUCGAGGGCGAGAUUGUGGCGCGCGGGCCGUGCGUGUCUGGAGGCGAAGCCCAUCUCGGAGUCGCCGCAAAGUUCAAUGACGAUAAUACCCUGUCCUACGUGUAG
Metarhizium album ARSEF 1941 is the source of this 1692-nucleotide messenger RNA. RefSeq names its product AMP-dependent synthetase/ligase. The record is from RefSeq and is a predicted model, not a curated record. Gene Ontology annotation, molecular function: long-chain fatty acid-CoA ligase activity. The transcript has 3 exons. The coding region runs from base 1 to 1692 and encodes 563 amino acids. Lineage: Eukaryota; Fungi; Ascomycota; Sordariomycetes; Hypocreales; Clavicipitaceae. Gene Ontology annotation, cellular component: membrane; endoplasmic reticulum.